AUGGCUGGGCCCAGGAGCCACACUGCCCCCAUGCUGUUCCCGGUCCUCCUGGUGCUCCUGGAGCUGAGCCUGGCGGGCUCCUUGGCACCUGGAACCCCUGCUCGGAACCUCCCUGAGAAUCACAUCGACCUCCCAGGCUCAGCGCUGUGGACGCCUCAGUCCAGCCACCACCGCCGGGGCCUGGUCAAGAAGGAGCGGGGCCCAGGCAUGCCCAGCUGGGCCCAGGAUGAGGCUGUGGUCACUGCCACCAAGCAGGCCUCCAGGCUGCCAGGGGCUGGAGGGCUGCUGCCUGGGCAGAGUCCUGCAGGCCUGCUGCUGCACAAGGACCUGCUUCUGGGGCUGGCACUGCCCUACCCCGAGAAAGAGAACCAGUCUCCAGGGUGGGAGAGGGCGAAGAAACGCAGCAGGGAGCACAAGAGACGCAGGGACAGGCUAAAACUGCACCGAGGCCGAGCCUUUGUCCGAGGUCCCAGCUCCCUGAUGAAGAAGACAGAACCAUCUGAAGACCAGGCGCUGGAUGCUGCAAUGGAGGAAUCCUCCACCAGCCUGGCCCCUACCAUGCUCUUCCUAACCACCUUUGAAGCUGCACCUGCCACAGAAGAAUCCCUAAUCCUGCCUGUCACCUCCCUACAAUCCCAGCCCAGACCUGACGGGGAGGUGAUGCCCACGCUGGAUAUGGCCUUGUUCGACUGGACCGAUUAUGAGGACUUAAAACCUGAAGUCUGGCCCUCUGCAAAGAAGAAAGAGAAACACCGGGGUAAACUCUCCAGUGAUGGUAAUGAAACAUCCCCAGCUGAAGGGGAGCCGUGUGACCAUCACCAAGACUGCAUGCCAGGGACCUGCUGCGACCUGCGGGAGCAUCUGUGCACGCCCCACAAUCGUGGCCUCAACAACAAGUGCUUCGAUGACUGCAUGUGUGUGGAAGGACUGCGCUGCUACGCCAAAUUCCACCGGAACCGCAGAGUCACGCGGAGGAAGGGGCGCUGCGUGGAGCCCGAGACGGCCAACGGCGACCAGGGAUCCUUCAUCAACGUCUAG
This is a messenger RNA of Galeopterus variegatus (Sunda flying lemur), 1038 nucleotides long. RefSeq names its product dorsal inhibitory axon guidance protein (gene DRAXIN). The transcript is spliced from 6 exons. Gene Ontology annotation, cellular component: extracellular region. Gene Ontology annotation, biological process: Wnt signaling pathway; axon guidance. NCBI's taxonomy places the organism in Eukaryota, Metazoa, Chordata, Mammalia, Dermoptera, Cynocephalidae. The record is from RefSeq and is a predicted model, not a curated record. The coding region runs from base 1 to 1038 and encodes 345 amino acids.